Messenger RNA from Cuscuta epithymum, 2801 nucleotides. NCBI's taxonomy places the organism in Eukaryota, Viridiplantae, Streptophyta, Magnoliopsida, Solanales, Convolvulaceae. The record is from the annotation of a GenBank genome assembly.
GUAGCUUUAAUUUUGAGGAGAGGUAAAUCUAAACACUAUAAUCAUCUUAAUCUUUGAUACUUUUCGAGUGACUGAGUAAUUACUAAUUUACUAUAAUUUGUCUCUUUUAUGCAUUCUAUUGCACUAUCAGCCUGUUAGUGUCACACAUAACACAUUAGCUUGCCCUGGAUUAGUCAUUUAGUUGCUGUCUUGCUUGAUUUUCUCCACAGCCCACAGCCUCCCCUCUGCCAGGUUUUUCUAAUUUUCUCAAAUCUCAACUGUUAUUUAAAUUUCCUUUGUUAAAUUUUUAUAUUUGAUGCUUUACAUUAAAUUCAGAAUUAUUUGUGAAUUAUAAUUGUUAUUUGACUUAUUUAAGUGAUUAAGUUUUAAUACUUUACAUUAAUUUCAGAAUUUUAAUUAUGGGUAACAAAAAGAUUUCUUCAUAUUUUUCCAAGAAACCUGUACCAAGUAAUGACCAGCCAAAUCUAUUGCCUAGAGACCGUGAUGAAGAAGACAACAUAGCUUCUUCACAAGAGGGUGAACGACCAUCCAAAGUUCCUAGAGUUGAAAUUAAUGCUUUCGAUAUCUCAAGUUUGGAGCGAGAUCCUGGACUUCGGAGAUUAAUUUGGGAUUAUGAUCCUAAUAAACAAGAAGAAGUUCGCCGAGCUUAUAUCAAACUUGGACCAUUUCAGCCAAUUCCCCCAAAAUCUCCUAAUUUUGUUGAUAAGAAUGGGCGGCGAUUUCUUCCAUCUUGGUAUAAGUUAUAUCCAGAUUGGCUUGAGUUUUCACCAAGCAAGAAUGGCGCUUAUUGUUUACCAUGCUUCCUGUUCAAUAAGCCAUUUGGUCGUCAUGGGAACACUUUUACCGUUGAUGGAUUCCGUUCAUGGAAGAAAGUUAAUGAAGGAUCUCAAUGCCCUCUUUUUAAUCAUGUGGGAAAAGAUCCGAACUCUUUGCACAAGAAAGCUAUUGAAUCCUAUCUUGACCUUAAGAACUCUUCCCAGCAUAUUGAAAGGGUCAUUGAGAAACAAACUUCAGAACAAGUUGCAAGAAACCGGUUACAACUCAAAGUAUCAAUUGAUGCUGUCAUGUGGCUCACUUUUCAAGGUUGUGCAUUUAGAGGCCGAGAUGAGACAGUAGACUCAAAAAAUCGAGGCAACUUCCUUGAACUAGUAAGAUUGCUAGCAUCUUACAAUGAAGAAGUGAAAUCAGUUGUGUUAGAGAAUGCUCCAAGAAACGCUUCAUACACUUCUCCAAGUGUUCAAAAAGAGAUUCUAUCUGUUCUGGCAACUAAGAUCCAACAAUAUAUUCGAGAAGAGAUUGGCAAUUCAAAGUUUUGCAUACUAAUUGAUGAAGCUCGUGAUGAGUCCAAGAGAGAGCAAAUGGCGAUUGUAUUGAGAUUCGUUGAUAAAGAAGGCUUCAUCCGUGAAAGAUUCUUUGAUAUAGUUCAUGUUAAAGAGACUACAUCUUUAGCUCUGGAGAAAGAAAUUUCAGAGGUCCUAUCUCGUCAUUGCCUUAGUGUUAAGGAUAUUCGAGGACAAGGAUACGACGGAGCUAGCAACAUGCGUGGUGAAUGGAAUGGUUUGCAAGCCUUAAUUUCACAAAAGUGUCCAUUUGCCUAUUAUGUUCAUUGCCUUGCUCACCGACUCCAGUUAACCUUGGUUGCUACUUCCAAAGAGGUCAUUCCGGUUAAUCAGUUUUUCUCAUAUUUGUCUACCAUUGUUAACUUGGUUCUUUGCUCUUGCAAAAGAAUUGAUCAAUUGAGAGACUUCGAGUCAUUACGUAUUGAGGAAAUGAUUAACACCGGUGACAUUGAAACUGGAAAGGGGAAGAAUCAAGUUGGCACUCUCCAACGUCCAGGAGAUACUCGUUGGGGUUCCCAUUUAACCUCACUUCGUAGUUUACUAAGGAUGUUUAAUUCUACUUGUGAUGUGUUACGAGACAUAAUUAAAUCUGGGAGCUUGACACAAAGGAGUGAAGCUGAUGGAGUGUAUGAUGUGAUGACAUCUUUUGAGUUUGUAUUUAUUUUACAUCUCAUGAUUGAUGUGCUUGCCGUGACAGAUGAUUUAUCUCAAGCUUUGCAGCGCAAAUCUCAAGAUAUACUCAAUGCAAUGCAUUUGGUGUCAUCAACAAAAGAUCUUCUCCAAAAAAUGAGAGAACAUGGAUGGGAUUCCUUACUUGAUAAAGUGAAAUUAUUCUGCCCACAACAUGAAAUAGAGAUCCCAGAUUUCAGUGCUGCAUAUAAAGCUGGGCGAGGUCGACCCCGCCUUCAAAGGAACAACAGAGACUUUCUUACGGUGGAGCAUCACUAUAAAUUUGAUAUAUUUAACUCUGUUGUGGAUAAGCUUAUGCUUGAACUGAAUUAUCGCUUCAAUGAGGAUGUGGUAGAGUUACUUGUCCUUAGUUCUGCUUUGGAUCCGAGAGACGAUUAUAAGUCUUUUCAGAUUGAAGACAUAUGCAAACUUGUGAGCAAAUUUUAUCCUGAUGACUUUUCUGUAAUGGAAAAGGAACACUUGAGGAUUCAGUUGGAGCAUUUCAAAUAUGAUGCUAAAAAAAAUCCGGAGUUGAAGAAAGCAUCAACACUAGCAGAAUUGUGUGAAUUAUUGACGAAGACUCAAAAGUCAAUAAUUUAUCCUCUUCUUGAUAGGGUAAUCCGCCUCUUGCUAACACUUCCGGUUUCUACUGCAACAACAGAAAGGGCAUUUUCAGCCAUGAAAAUUGUGAAGACAUGCCUCCGAAAUAAAAUGGAGGAUGACUUUCUUUCAACGUACUUGGUGACAUAUAUAGAGAGAGACAUAGCUCGGGGGUUUUCAGUGGAUUCUCUU